AAAACCAUAGAGACAGGCCCUGGGCGCCUGUCGCUUCCGGCUCUAGGUGCGGAACUGGCGCGCCCUCGUGCGUCCUGGAGGGUGAAGUGACGCCCUCCAGCGCGAAAGAUGGCGGCAACGACGGCGGUGGCGAUGUCGUCUUCCACCGUGGGCGCCACGUCGACGGCGGCCGCUCUGGGAGAGGUGGAAGAUGAAGGUCUCCUGGCGUCGCUGUUCCGGGAUCGCUUCCCCGAGGCCCAGUGGCGGGAGCGGCCCGACGUGGGCUGCUACCUCCGGGAGUUGAGCGGCUCCGGACUGGAGCGGCUGCGGCGCGAGCCCGAGCGCCUGGCCGAAGAGCGGGCGCAGCUGCUGCAGCAGACUCGCGACUUGGCCUUCGCCAACUACAAGACCUUCAUCCGCGGCGCCGAGUGCACCGAGCGCAUCCACCGCCUCUUCGGCGACGUGGAGGAGUCGCUCGGCCGCCUGCUGGACCGCCUGCCGGGCUUCCAGCAGACCUGCAGGAACUUUGUGAAGGAGGCUGAGGAGAUCAGUUCCAGCCGCAGGAUGAACACCCUGACGCUAAACCGGCACACAGAGAUCCUGGAAGUCCUGGAGAUUCCUCAGCUCAUGGAUACCUGCGUCCGGAACAGCUAUUACGAAGAGGCCCUGGAGCUUGCCGCCUACGUGCGCCGACUGGAGAGGAAAUAUUCCUCCAUCCCCGUCAUCCAGGGCAUCGUGAGUGAGGUGCGCCAGUCCAUGCAGCUGAUGCUGAGCCAGCUGAUCCAGCAGCUGCGGACCAGCAUCCAGCUGCCCGCCUGCCUCCGCGUCAUCGGCUACUUGCGGCGCAUGGACAUCUUCACUGAGGCCGAGCUAAGAGUGAAGUUUCUUCAGGCCCGAGAAGCCUGGCUCCGUUCCAUCCUGACUGCCAUCCCAAACGACGACCCCUAUUUCCAUAUCACCAAAACCAUCGAGGCCUGCCGUGUCCACCUGUUCGAUAUCAUCACCCAGUACCGGGCCAUCUUCUCUGAUGAGGACCCGCUGCUGCCCGCUGCGGCAGUCCAGCACACUGUGAAUGAGAGUGCCAUCUUCCACGGCUGGGUACUACAGAAAGUCUCACAGUUCCUGCAGGUGCUGGAGACUGACCUGGACCGGGGGGUAGGCGGCCGCCUCGACUCGCUCCUUGGCCAGUGCAUGUACUUCGGGCUGUCCUUCAGCCGGGUGGGGGCUGAUUUCCGGGGCCAGUUGGCUCCCGUGUUCCAGCGGGUGGCCCUCAGCACUUUCCAGAAAGCAGUUCAGGAAGCAGUGGAGAAGUUCCAAGAUGAAAUGGAUUCCUACACCCUCAUCCUGGCCCCAGCGCUCCUGGGCAGCAGCAGCCUGCCUGCAGCUGUGCCAGUCGCGCAGCCGGGCACGCUGCAGCCGCCGACGGUGCUCUUGGACUUCCCACCGCUCGCGUGCUUCCUCAACAACAUUCUGGUCGCCUUCAACGACCUGCGCCUCUGCUGCCCCGUGGCCCUGGCGCAGGAUGUGACGAGGGCCUUGGAGGACGCCCUUGUCAAGGUAACCAAGACGCUCCUGGCCUUCCAUCGUGCAGAGGAGGCUGCCUUCAGCAGCGGCGAGCAGGAGCUCUUUGGGCAGUUCUGCACCGUCUUCCUUGAAGACUUGGUUCCAUACUUAAAUCGCUGUCUUCAGCUCCUUUUUCCACCAGCGCAGAUUGCGCAGACCCUAGGCAUUCCACCCGCUCAGCUCUCCAAGUAUGGAGACUUUGGGCGCGUGGACGUCAGCGCCAUCCAGGAGCCUCUAGGCUUUAUCCUGCCUAAGAGGGAGCCGGUCUUCUCUCUGGAUGAGAAGGAGCCCUUGCCCGAGCAUCUGGCGCCUGCCCCUGAGCCGCCAGCCCAGGAGCCCAGGCUGGACCUGCGAGGUGAGCCGGUCACAUGGCAGGCGAGCGGGUGGACAGCCCGGAUCAUCCAGCACGAGAUGGAUCACCUGCAGGGCUGUUUGUUCAUCGACAAGAUGGACAGCACGACAUUUACAAAUGUCCACUGGAUGGAGGUCAACGAUUGAGGCUUCCCUGUGUCACGGGAACCUGAACACCAAGACAGAAGCAGCGGCUGCUCACGCGGUAUUGGCUGGACUCUGGCAGAAGGCAGUGGACGGUCAAAGUGUGCCAUGCUAAGGCGGGAGAUGAUAGAAA
This is a messenger RNA of Ochotona princeps (American pika), 2170 nucleotides long. It is a transcript of the gene COG8, whose product is annotated as component of oligomeric golgi complex 8. Lineage: Eukaryota; Metazoa; Chordata; Mammalia; Lagomorpha; Ochotonidae. The coding region runs from base 109 to 2040 and encodes 643 amino acids. The transcript is spliced from 6 exons. Gene Ontology annotation, biological process: N-terminal protein amino acid modification; peptidyl-methionine modification; intra-Golgi vesicle-mediated transport. The record is from RefSeq and is a predicted model, not a curated record. Gene Ontology annotation, molecular function: peptide deformylase activity. Gene Ontology annotation, cellular component: mitochondrion; COG complex.